CUCUGUUCCUCUGUAGUUCUACUGUAACACCACCCAGCCUGUCUUGUGCCAAUAUCGUAUCUUCAAAUCUUCAAUCGAGCCUGGUCUCAUUUCACAUUUGCAUCUUGACUAGUUGCUGUACCUUUUCUCUAUUCUUCUUUGUAACAUCAUAACCCCCCACAAUCAUGCCUGUCCUCUCUGAUAUACCCGUCGAAGUCCUCAUCGACAACGUACUCCCCUUUUUCUCAAUCUCCGAUAUUGUCCAUUUGGGUUCUACAAACCGAUUCUUUGCUUCUCUGUGCAAUGACGACACUUUCUGGAAGCGUAGAUUGCAAGCAGACUUCAACUUUUCUGACGAAAAGACUGCUCGUACAACUGGAUGGAAAUUGAUAUACAAAGGCUUAAGCAACCCUAGGGUCUUUGUAUGGGGUGAGUCCUCCAAAGGAAGACUCGGUAUCACGCAGUUUCCUAGGUCCGUAGUCAAGGACGUCCCAUUCCCUACGGAGUUGCGCUUUUCUCCUGGUGUUCGUAUAGUGAGCUUAUCAGCAGGUGGAAUGUCUUUCCAUGCACUGGAUUCUCGAGGCAACGUACACGUUUGGGGCACUUUGGAUGGGACCUCAGUUGCGUUGCAGCAAGAUGGGUUUUCAGUCCCCGCUAAAUCAACGCCUACGCCUUUGAAACUGGCUAUGCCUGCCGCCACUCACAGCAUCAGCUGCGGAAGGCUGCACGCCACGACCCUAGAUGAUAAUUCUUACAUCUGGACAUUCCUAAGCUGGGGUCGCCCUUUCCGACUCGUUACGGCGCUUUUGGACAAUACUUCAGUUGAUUCGACACCCCUGCAAAUCGAAUCGGGCUGGCAAUUUUCGUCGGUGCUCACCAAGUCUGGCGAUGUUCUAGUUUGGUGGCCUUUUGGCACUGAAACUGGAAGGCUUAUUGCAGAACGGAAUACAGCGAUGGAUGAAGCAAGAGACCUGUCAAACAGGGCGCAUCCUACUGCGGAUGGCGUUAUCCAUUGCACGACUUGGGAGCUGCACAAAGAUCCUCUCAGAUUGCCUUCUCUGCCUAGAUUGCCGCAGCUCGAUGAUGUGACUAGGUCAGCCGUAUCGGGAGAGGACACAAAGCUGGUCAAAAUAGCUGCUAUGGACCACUGUCUUAUUGGGUUGACUAAUCACGGUCAUGUACUCAAGUUUAACGUUGGGGAUGAAACAAAUGAGAUACGUGGUGAAUGGGUAUACCUUCCAAACUUCAGUGAGGUAGGAAGGAUUCAACAACAUCCAACCUUCUCCCCCGAAGAUGGCACUCGGCUAGAUAUACCUCAAACAACUAGGAUAACUCACAUAUCCGCUCAGUAUAAAACUUUCAUCGCCUAUUCGACAGGCUCGAGUUCUAUUGUGCUCAUGGGAUCCAACGAAACCAACUAUGAGUCUCAGCCACUGAUCACCUCCUCCUUGCAGAACCGAAAUGUUAUAUCUGUUGUUCUUGGAGAUUACCACUUCGGUGCACUGACUUCUUCGGGGAAUUUCCUCACUUGGGGUGCCUAUUCCCGCGGCGCUCUUGGAUUGGGAGAUCCUGCCCAUAUCACUCCCGGUGAGCCGGGAGGAUACAGGACCGAAGAAAGGCGUGCGAUAGCUCAAACUCAUGGAGGACCGUUUCCUCCCGAUGUCAGAGAACCCACCGAAGUCAGAUUUGACCAUGGUGAGAAACAGAGAAAAGAACGAUACUGUUUUGCUGCUACGUGUGCAGGAUGGCAUUCGGGAGCCCUUGUCAUAGACUUGGAGGUGUGGGACUUGACUUCUCAGCUGCUAAUUAAAGUCCCGCUGAUCAAAAUGUUUAUGAAUGGGAAUUAGCCGGAAGUAGACGCAGAAGAUAACGACGAAGACGAAGACCCUACUCGGAGAAUGCCUGGACAAUUUCCGUCUGAUAGAACACCCCCUUUUUCUCAAGGAUCCUCUGGGUCACCGAAUGAUUAUCCACAGCAACCUGGAAAUUUCCCUGUAUUCCCUGGUAAUAUCGGUGGGGGUAUUGGUCGCGUUUUUCGCAUUGGAUACGCUGGACGUGGGAUAGGUCGUGGUCUUCGCAGAGGACGCGGUGGUUGAGUUGAACUGAUUGAGAGUUGAAGUGUGGGAAUGUAUGAGAAAGUUAUUGUAAGGCGUUAUAGUAUCAUGGCAAUGCGACGAGAGAACUACUUUUACACAGUGCUUGGUCAUCUUUCGAACAAGUCACGCACACACUUUGCGGAUAAAUCAGGCGAAUCUGAAUCAGCAUGCUUCAAAUUCUCAAAAUCAUACUACAUUUUCUGUUCGCUUACUCAGUGGAUUACUUGAGGAAGUAUCAAUGUCGAUGUUAUCAACCACCUACUUCUUUUGUUGUCGGUUCUUGAGCGAACUUUUACUUCAUGAAUAAGCAGGAGAAGAUUUUAAGACAAACAUAGAUUGGCCCAGUGACCCUAGUCGCCAUAUCGUGGACAAAUGGACACCACACCGAAUAAACUAUAAAAGGCGCACCUCAGCGCAAGCUAUCCUUCAAUCCCUUCCCACUGUCAUAUCAUGUCCAAACCAAUCAUUUUCUACGACAUUCCCAGCAAAUUGCCCGGCAAUGCAUGGUCCCCCAACACCUGGAAGACGAGAUAUGCUUUGAAUAUCAAGGGCGUUCCGUACACGACUGUCUGGGUCGAGUACCCCGAUAUCGAAGCCCUCGCUA
Messenger RNA from Serpula lacrymans var. lacrymans S7.9, 2679 nucleotides. RefSeq lists its product as uncharacterized. The record is from RefSeq and is a predicted model, not a curated record. The coding region runs from base 165 to 1826 and encodes 553 amino acids. Gene Ontology annotation, molecular function: protein binding; guanyl-nucleotide exchange factor activity. NCBI's taxonomy places the organism in Eukaryota, Fungi, Basidiomycota, Agaricomycetes, Boletales, Serpulaceae. Gene Ontology annotation, cellular component: cytoplasm. The transcript is spliced from 9 exons.